AUGCCGCUACACCUUCUCGGAAAGAAAUCAUGGAAUGUCUACAAUCCGGACAACAUCGAGCGUGUAAAGCGAGAUGAGGCACGGGCCAAAGCCCACGAAGAGGAGGCUGAGCGUCGUAUGCAGGAAAUUGAUGCUGAACGGCGCAUUCGGAUAUUACGAGGCGAAGGUUCCUGCUCGCCUCCUCCUCCUGCUUUGCCUCCUCGGUCGCAAAUCGGCAUAUCAUCCAGCCUCGGCUCCGGAGGGAGGCCUGCCGACAACGCAGCGCAGCCACGCAAGAGGCGACGGCUCGCGGGAGAGGAUGAUACGGAUCGGGAUAUCAGGGUAGCUCAAGAGCGUGCCAUUGACGCCAGAAAUGCGAGAGAUAGACUCGCCCUUGUGCCUCGACACGGUGGGAAGGAUACCGAAACGCCGUUGCUGGAUAAGACCGGCCAUAUCAACCUUUUCCCCUCAGAAAUCGAUAAUCGGAGGGUAGAGAGAAAUGCUGAAGCUGAAGCCGAGGCUGCGGACAAGAAAAAGCGCUAUGAAGACCAGUAUACGAUGCGCUUUGCCAAUGCCGCUGGCUUCAAGGAAGACAUUGGUCGCCGUCCCUGGUAUUCCUCUUCCGGGCAGGACGUGACGGCUCCGGGUUCGAUGCCAGAGAAAGAUGUUUGGGGAAAUGAAGAUCCUCGGCGCAAAGAAAGAGAGCAGGCGCGCUUGAGCUCCAACGACCCCCUCGCGGCUAUGAAACGAGGCGUUCAACAAUUGAAAGCCACCGAGCAGGAACGCAAAAGGUGGAAUGAGGAAAAACGAGCAGAGUUGAAAGCACUGGACGCUGAAGAACGCCAUCGAUCAAGGCACCGACGAAGAGACCGCGCUCGUUCAGAGGAAAGUCUAGAGGGAUUCAGCCUUGACAAGACUGCGUCCGGCACCGACACGGAAGUCGAGAUCGUUCCCAUCGACGGCGGCAUCGCUCCUCGAGCCGCUCACAUCAUACUGGAAGAACUCGUAGAGAUCAUAGACAUUCACAGCGGCUAUUCAACUCCCAACCAAGCACCCCCACGGUAUGAUUGCGACAGCUACGGCCUCGCCCCAACCUCCAGGACCAGUUGGGCCCACGACAACGAUGUAUCCAUGACUGACGCAUAUAACGAAAUAAGCUCAUAUGGGGGACCACCACAGCAGAUGCCGGCACGGCCGUCUGUUGCAGGACGGCCAGGUGGCGGCGCAGUUGGAGGUCAGACAUGGACGCUCCAUCCCAGCAAGAGUCCAAACGAUAACUUCACCUUUGGGAAUCUCGUCGCGGUAUCACCUCAGGAUAUCCCACCCUCGCGAGAUGGCGCCGAUAUUACCCUAUUGAUCAACGACCUCUAUGUCCUCUCUGGUCGGCCCCUCGAGGGCUUCCCUCCUGGCUUCAUGAGCAUGUCGGAUCCGCAAAGAACAUGGGCAGGUGUGGGCAUGCGUGACGCUGUGAAAGUGCAGAUAUAUGAUCCUUUCAGCCAGGGAGGCCAGGCUUACCUGGGAUCCGCGGACAUUGAGGUCAGCUUCGCGUCCACCAAAAAGCGGACCGAAAUUCCGUAUGACCAAGAAGAACUUACAAGUGCAGUCAUCAGGAAUUUCGAAAACCAAAUCUUCGCUCCUGGCCAACGGAUUUUGAUGGACCACAAGAGUAUACCGCUCCUUCUGCUCGUCAAGACCGUCCAAAGAGUGGAUUUGACUUCGGAGAAGGUUGACUUGACAUCUGGGGACAUUGAGACGAGUCCUACGGCCCGAGGAAUUAUCACUCGACACACUCAGUUGAACUUUUUCAAGGACGCUCAAACUGGGAUCAAUGUGAAGCCCUCCAACCGCCGACCGGCGGCGAAUUCCAUUAUCCAGCCUGGGUUCAAAUUCGAAGAUAUGGGUAUCGGUGGUCUUGACGCCGAGUUCAGCACGAUCUUCCGUCGUGCCUUCGCAUCACGAAUUUUCCCUCCUGGACUCGUUGAGAAAUUGGGCAUCCAGCACGUCAAAGGUCUUCUUCUCUACGGACCGCCAGGUACUGGAAAAACAUUGAUCGCCCGUCAAAUUGGAAAAAUGCUCAACGCACGGGAACCCAAGAUCAUCAAUGGUCCAGAAGUCCUGAACAAGUAUGUCGGUCAGUCCGAAGAGAACAUCAGAAAGAUGUUUGCCGACGCUGAGAAGGAGUACAAAGAAAAGGGGGAUGAGAGUGGUCUACACAUUAUCAUUUUCGACGAACUGGACGCUGUAUGCAAGCAGCGUGGAAGUGGCGCAGGUGGUGGCACAGGCGUUGGAGACAGUGUGGUGAACCAGCUCCUGUCCAAAUUGGACGGCGUGGACCAACUCAACAACAUUCUGCUGAUUGGUAUGACCAAUCGUAAAGACAUGAUUGACGAGGCCUUGCUUCGUCCCGGCCGUCUGGAGGUGCACAUGGAGAUCUCACUUCCGGAUGAGAAGGGUCGAAGCCAGAUCCUGAAGAUUCAUACCGAAAAGAUGCGCACCAACAAUGUGAUGGAUACUGAUGUGGAUUUGGAAGAGCUCGCUCAGUUGACGAAGAACUUCUCCGGUGCUGAAAUUGCCGGAUUGGUGAAAUCCGCAUCCUCCUUCGCCUUCUCGCGGCACGUCAAGGUCGGAACUAUGGCUGGUGUGAACGAAGAUGUUGUGAACAUGAAGGUCAACCGGUCCGAUUUCCACCACGCUCUUGACGAAGUCAAGCCUGCUUUCGGUGUCUCCGAAGAGGAGCUGUCAAGUCGGAUCCAAUACGGCGUCAUUCACUAUUCAAACACUAUUAAUGAAAUCCUGCGUGAGGGUGAACUGUUUGUGAAGCAAGUCGGGGUGGCUGAGGCUACUCCUCUGUUCUCUGUGUUGCUUCAUGGCCCUCCGGGCAGUGGAAAGACCGCAUUGGCCGCGCGUAUGGCCAUCGAUUCCGGCUUCCCUUUCAUCAAGUUGAUCAGCCCCGAGGACAUGGUUGGCUUUAACGAGGCGGCCAAAAUCUCCCACAUCAGCCGCAUCUUCGACAGUGCCUACAAGAGUCGCACGAGUAUCGUGGUCGUUGACAAUAUCGAGCGUAUUAUCGAUUGGGUACCUAUCGGUCCUCGGUUUAGCAACAAUGUUCUCCAGGCUCUGAUGGUCUUCCUCCGGAAGCCACCGACCCAAGGCCGUCGCCUGUUGAUUCUAGCCACAACCACCGAGCGUGCCCUCAUGAAGCAGCUGGAUGUUUUCAAUUCUUUCAAUUCCGAUAUCCUGGUGCCGAAUGUUCUAUCAUUUGAGGAGUUGCGAUUCGUGAUGGAGAAAUCAGGCGCAUUUGAUGAACAAGAGAUUUCUCGAGCCCUUGAGGGUGUUGGUGGUCUGGCUGAUGAUAGUCGGCUCAGUGUUGGUAUCAAGAAGGUCCUCCUCGGCAUCGAGACUGCGAAGCAAGACGUUGACAAGGUGGGCCGAUUUGUGCGUGUGAUCAACCGAGCCAUUCAGGAGGAACAGACCUUUGCCUAG
Messenger RNA from Penicillium oxalicum, 3462 nucleotides. Its product is annotated as AAA family ATPase SEC18. The transcript has 6 exons. Gene Ontology annotation, cellular component: Golgi stack. The coding region runs from base 1 to 3462 and encodes 1153 amino acids. Gene Ontology annotation, biological process: intra-Golgi vesicle-mediated transport; Golgi to plasma membrane protein transport; SNARE complex disassembly. NCBI's taxonomy places the organism in Eukaryota, Fungi, Ascomycota, Eurotiomycetes, Eurotiales, Aspergillaceae. Gene Ontology annotation, molecular function: ATP hydrolysis activity; ATP binding. The record is from RefSeq and is a predicted model, not a curated record.